UUCCGGACAACGCCUGGUUCCUCUCGGCUCCUUCCGGCGUUGCCAGAGUGAAUUGAUCCGGGAGUUGAAGAGGCUCCGGAGGUGGGAAGUGGAGUCAGCUCCGGAGCCGCCGCUGCCGCCGCUACCUCUGAGGGAACGGCUGCCCUGCCGACCUCGGCCUCGCGGCGCCCCGGCGGGCCAGGGUCAGCAUAUUUUAAUCAUCUGUUCCUGAUACAAAAGAAAAGGAAGAAAUACUGCAGUGAAUGAAGAGUCCUCUACUUUUUAGCACUGUUUUUCUGCUGUAGUUGGUCUUUGAAUGAGGAUGACAAUGGAAGAGAUGAAGAAUGAAGCUGAGACCACUUCUAUGGUUUCUAUGCCACUCUAUGCAGUAAUGUACCCUGUGUUUAAUGAGCUAGAACGAGUAAAUCUGUCUGCAGCUCAGACACUGAGAGCAGCUUUUAUCAAGGCUGAAAAAGAAAACCCAGGUCUCACCCAGGACAUCAUUAUGAAAAUUCUGGAGAAAAAAAGUGUAGAAGUUAACUUUACAGAGUCCCUUCUUCGUAUGGCAGCUGAUGAUGUAGAAGAGUAUAUGAUUGAGAGACCAGAGCCUGAAUUCCAGGACUUGAAUGAAAAGGCACGAGCACUUAAACAGAUUCUCAGUAAGAUUCCUGAUGAGAUCAAUGACCGAGUAAGAUUCCUUCAGACAAUCAAGGAUAUUGCCAGUGCAAUAAAAGAACUUCUUGACACAGUGAACAACGUCUUCAAAAAAUAUCAGUACCAGAACCGCCGGGCACUUGAACACCAAAAGAAAGAAUUUGUAAAAUACUCCAAGAGCUUCAGUGACACUCUGAAAACCUAUUUUAAAGAUGGAAAGGCAAUAAAUGUGUUCAUAAGUGCCAACCGACUAAUUCAUCAAACCAACUUGAUACUUCAGACCUUCAAGACUGUGGCCUGAAAAUUGUAUUAUGUUAAGAGCUGUAUGUUUCAGUGGUGGUGUUAAACUGCUGCCUUUACCUGUAAAUUUUAAAGUUUGACUGUAUAAAUUAUCAGUCCCUCCUGAAGGGACCUAAUCCAGGAUGUUGAAUGGGAUUAUUGCCAUCUUACACCAUAUUUUUGUAAAACGUAGCUUAAUCAUAAUCUUACACUGAAGAUUUUGCAUCACUUUUGCUAUUAUCAUUCUUUUAAGAAUUAUAAGCCAAAAGAAUUUACGCCUUAAUGUGUCAUUAUGUAACAUUCCUUAAAAGAAUUGUAAAUAUUGGUGUUUGUUUCUGACAUUUUAACUUGAAAGCGAUAUGCUGCAAGAUAAUGUAUUUAACAAUAUUUGGUGGCAAAUAUUCAAUAAAUAGUUUACAUCUGUUAAA
Molecule: messenger RNA, 1340 nt
Organism: Antechinus flavipes (yellow-footed antechinus)
Lineage: Eukaryota; Metazoa; Chordata; Mammalia; Dasyuromorphia; Dasyuridae
Gene: PDCD10
Product: programmed cell death 10
Exons: 8
Coding region: 296-934 (212 amino acids)
Biological process (GO): positive regulation of MAP kinase activity; regulation of Golgi organization
Cellular component (GO): FAR/SIP/STRIPAK complex; Golgi apparatus
Molecular function (GO): protein kinase binding
Source: RefSeq, a predicted model, not a curated record